AUGGAUCUACGCCUAACCUCUGGGCCAAAAAUUACAGAUGCAAAACUCAUCACAGGCCGGAGCACCACCCCGGACCUUGCACAGCAGCACGGUGGAGUCAGCGAUGUUGUAGUGAAAACCCCUUUCAAUCAGGUGUCCUGCUGUGGGCCUGUAUCUUGGACCAGCUGCUGCCACUCUAGGCUGCCCUCUCUGUCAGAGUCUACUUGUAGCUGCUUGCUCUACAUCCUUCUCCAUGUGGGGGCCUCAGCAAUCUGCUGCCUCCUGCUGUCCAGGAAGGUGUUAGAAAGGGUCUGGGGCAAAGCAUGUGGGAUCCAGAUGCCCUCAGUGCUGUGUGCCCACCUGUUUGGCAACUCUGACUGUCCAGUACUCAGUGGCUCUGGGGCUGUGUAUCGAGUAUGUGCAGGAACUGCCACCUUCCACCUGCUGCAGGCUGUGCUACUAGUCCGCCUCCACUCCCCUACCAGCCCUCGGGCACAGCUACAUAACAGCUUCUGGAGCCUCAAGCUGUUGCUCCUGUUUGGUCUCUGCACCGUUGCCUUCUGCAUCCCGGACGAGCAUCUCUUCCCAGCCUGGCAUUACAUUGGCGUCUGUGGAGGCUUCAUAUUCAUCCUAUUACAGCUGGUUCUUAUCACAGCCUUUGCCCACUCCUGGAACAAGAACUGGCAGACUGGCGCAGCCCAAGACUGUAGCUGGUUCCUGGGUGUGUUACUGGCCACCCUAGGAUUCUACAGUAUGGCAGGUGCGGGAGCCGUGCUAAUGUUCCACCACUACACACACCCCGAUGGUUGCCUGCUCAACAAGAUGUUACUCAGUCUGCACCUUUGCUUGUGUGGCCUCCUCUCUCUCCUCUCCAUUGCACCUUGCAUCCGCCUCAAGCACCCACACUCCGGCCUUCUGCAGGCCUCUGUCAUCAGCUGCUACAUCAUGUAUCUGACCUUCUCUGCACUGUCCAGCCGUCCCCCAGACACAAUAACCUUUCAAGGACAGAAUCACACCUUGUGCCUGCCAGGCCAGACUAAAAAGGAACCACAUGUACCGAAUACCUUGGUGGCAGUGCUGAGUGCUGCCAUCAUGUAUGCUUGUGUGCUUCUUGCUUGCAACGAAGCUUCCUAUUUGGCUGAGUUAUUGGGACCCAUGUGGAUCAUCAAGGUUUACAAUUACGAAUUCCAGAAACCCUCACUCUACUUCUGCUGCCCCCAAACAGUGGAACCAGAGGACGGGCAAAGGAGCAGAACCAGGCCAGGUGACCCAGAGAUGUCACCAGCUGCUCAGGUGCAGAGGCAGCAUCUUCCCUACAGCUACUCGGCUUUCCACUUCGCCUUCUUCCUUGCUUCGCUCUAUGUCAUGGUUACCCUUACCAACUGGUUCAGCUAUGAGGGAGCAGAACUGGAGAAGACCUUCACAAAGGGUAGCUGGGCUACCUUCUGGGUCAAAGUUGCCUCCUGCUGGGCCUGCGUACUCCUCUAUCUGGGGCUGCUCCUGGCACCAUUCUGUUGGCUCCCCACUCAGAAAUCCCCACCACCCUAG
Psammomys obesus (fat sand rat) is the source of this 1527-nucleotide messenger RNA. It is a transcript of the gene Serinc4, whose product is annotated as serine incorporator 4. The transcript is spliced from 12 exons. The coding region runs from base 1 to 1527 and encodes 508 amino acids. The record is from RefSeq and is a predicted model, not a curated record. Gene Ontology annotation, cellular component: membrane. NCBI's taxonomy places the organism in Eukaryota, Metazoa, Chordata, Mammalia, Rodentia, Muridae.